AUGAAACCCUGCCAUAAAUGUUCCAAGCCAAUCAGCGCUGAACAAGCAGAAAAGGCUCCCCGAUGCGAUAGCUGCCGUGUGAUUUUCCAUCUUGAGGAAAAAUGUUCAGGACUCUGUGCGAGUGAACAGAGGGCCAUAGUUGUUCAAAAACGAAUUAUGUUGUUUUUUUGUGAUGAUUGUGUGCUGUCUUUUAAAAAAAUACCUCUACUUACAAACAAGUUCAUUCAGCUUGAGGAGCAAAUCAAAUCACUGAAGGAAGAAAUUGAAGUUAUUAAGCAGAAUAACUUACAACCGGAUACUAGCGACCCAGCUAGGUUUGACUCAGUGAUUCUUGAAAUCCAGGAACGGGCUGAGAGGGCAAAUAAUCUGAUGGUUUAUGGUGUUCCUGAAUCGAGGAGUGGCGAUUUGCAGCAAAGAGUGGUUGAUGAUAAGACGGCGCUUUCACCAGUUCUUGACGAUAUUGGGCUUGACCAGAACGAUGUCGUCAGGGUUUUGAGAGUGGGACAGCUAUCAGAGGUGGAAAAUAACAACAUGAAGAAUUUUGGAAAUCAGCCUACAAAAACUGAAUUAUUUGAUAAUACAGUUUCACACAUUUCAAAGUUUUCCUGGAAAACUAGUGAAGGUAAAAAUUUGAAGCUUUUUGCAUGUCAAGAAGAAAACUAG
Ceutorhynchus assimilis (cabbage seed weevil) is the source of this 663-nucleotide messenger RNA. The record is from the annotation of a GenBank genome assembly. Lineage: Eukaryota; Metazoa; Arthropoda; Insecta; Coleoptera; Curculionidae.